Messenger RNA from Salvelinus namaycush (lake trout), 1545 nucleotides. RefSeq names its product B2 bradykinin receptor. The coding region runs from base 96 to 1133 and encodes 345 amino acids. NCBI's taxonomy places the organism in Eukaryota, Metazoa, Chordata, Actinopteri, Salmoniformes, Salmonidae. The transcript is spliced from 2 exons. The record is from RefSeq and is a predicted model, not a curated record. Gene Ontology annotation, molecular function: bradykinin receptor activity. Gene Ontology annotation, biological process: smooth muscle contraction; G protein-coupled receptor signaling pathway; neutrophil chemotaxis. Gene Ontology annotation, cellular component: membrane.
GUGGGGAAACGUCUAGACUGGACUGACCAGACGCACGGCACAUCUGGAUUUACACUUAGACCAGAGGACUCCUGCUCCAGCCAACAAGCUCCAAAAUGGACAUAAUCACCAACUCUACAGACAUGACAGGAAGGAACAGUACCAAUACCAGCCACUGCCCAUUCGCUGAGGAGUGGGACUGGCUCCACACCAUGCAACCGGGCUACAUCCUGGCCAUCAGUGUCCUGGGGAUUCUAGGUAACGUCUUUGUCCUGUUGGUCUUUUGCCUGCAUAAGAAGGCCUGCACUGUAGCAGAGAUCUACCUGAGUAACCUGGCCGCCGCUGACCUGCUCCUGGUCUCCUGCCUCCCCUUCUGGGCCGUCAACGUGGCCAACGGCUUCAACUGGCCCUUCGGCCCCCUGCUGUGUCGCCUGGUCAACGUGGGCAUCAAGAUGAAUGCCUACUGCAGUAUCUACUUCCUGGUUCUGGUCAGUGUGGACCGCUAUGUGGCGCUAGUGCAUACGAUGAGCCACGGGAGGAUGAGGAGGCCCUCCUACGCCAAGCUGGGCUGUUUGUUAGUGUGGGGCUUCGGGCUGCUCCUGGGCACCCCGACCAUGCUCUUCAGAGCGGUGAAGUGGGUUCCAGACUUCGAGGUGACAGCCUGCUUUCUGGACUACCCCAGUCCCAAGAUGGAGCUGGUGUUCAACGUGACGCUCAUCGUGUUUGGGUUUGCCAUCCCUGUGUCGGUGAUCUCCUACUGCACCUGUCAGAUCAUCCAAGCCCUGAAGACCCAGGCCAUGGAGAGAUUCAACAAGGAGCACACGGAGAGGAAGGCCACUUUGCUGGUGCUGUCUGUUCUCCUGGCCUUCCUACUCUGCUGGGUGCCAUUCCACCUGGUCACCGCUCUGGAUGUCCUCCUGAGGGCAGCGGACAUCUCAGGCUGCAACCUCAGCAACAGUCUGGAUAUCUGCAACCAGGUGUUUACCUACCUGGCCUUCUUCAACAGCGUGCUCAACCCAGUCCUCUACGUGAUUGUGGGGAAGAACUUCAGGAAGAAAGUAAUGGAGGUGUUCGAACAGUUGUCUAUGAGGAAGAAAAUGGCCACUGGGUCACAACGAUCACAGCUGUCUUCCACGCUCAAAACGCUGGCUUGAGCUUAAGGCACUAAAAGGGUACUAGUUAUAUUACUUUUAUCUCUAUGAUAGAAUUUGACACUUCAGCACCCCCGCCCUCAGUUGACUGCAUUUUAUACUAAUAACCGUAAUAGUAUCAAUGUGCUUUAACUUAAAAGCCAUGCAUAAGUUUAGAAUGUAUUUAUCAGUAAUGUGUUAUUUAGGAGGGCUGUUUCUUCUAAUUCAGUGCAAUAUAUAUGAAUAUUGUUUUCUGUGAAAUAAGCUGUGUAAAUAGAAUCUACCGAUUGUGUUCUAGAAAGGAGUCAGAAUUGACUAGUAAUGUAUAUAGAACAGUUGUCAACUUUGUGUUACUUUUGAGAACAUUAUUGAAGUAAAAAACUAACCAUGGCUGUCUUGUGGAAUCAUUUGAAAUGCAUGUCAAUGUCAGACAACC